AUGCCCGGGACCCACACGCCGGCCCAGAGCAUCACUGCAGCUGUGAGCCUGGGGUGCCUCGGCCAUGGAGAAGAGGACCUCAGCCCGGGUUCUGAAGCCACGAAGACUCCCUCCAGCGAGGGGGUGGGGGACCCCCUGCAGAGGCCACCUGAAGGGCCGCAGCCUGUACGGCCCGAGCACAGGGCAACCCUGGAGAAGGAAAAAUUGUUGGCUGCACCCCACCAGGACCUCCCCCCACCCCUAAGACCAGGAGGAGGCGUCUGCCCUCAACAGAAAGAGGAGGAGAGUGGGGAUCAAGAAAGAAAUGACCCUCAGACCAGGCGCAGCCUCUUCCAGAGCAGGGGAGCCUUUCCACCUGCCAUCCUGUCCUGCGUCGUAGUCAUGCCAGUCACAGGGAUGCGACUGUCCCUCUGCACAGCAGACCUGCAGCUGACCAGCGAAGGCAAGACCUUCUGGCGGGUGGCAGAGGAGCUGAGCUGGUCCGAGGCCCUGGGGUACUGCCGGCGGCACCACACAGACCUGGCCGACCUGCACAGCAUGACCGGCUGGAGUAGCAUCAAGGCCCUCUACUCUCUCACCAGCAGCCACGAGGCCUGA
Messenger RNA from Rangifer tarandus platyrhynchus (Svalbard reindeer), 597 nucleotides. Lineage: Eukaryota; Metazoa; Chordata; Mammalia; Artiodactyla; Cervidae. The record is from the annotation of a GenBank genome assembly.